CAGCAGGGGCAAAGCAACAAUGGUCUGAAGGCGUUGUUUGGAAUUCCCGGUUCCUCAUGCUCGGAUUCUCCUCAGCAUAUGGUGAUUCGUGAAGCCAUGAAUAGGCUCUCUGAUUACCGUUAUUUUCUUCUUCUGAUUACGGAGCUAUACUAGGGCUUUGCCGAUUACGUGUGGUUUCUUACUGUGAUGGUCAUGGGAAAGAGAAACUCCCUGGUUGUUUUAUCCUCGGAUGAUGAAGAUGAUCGUACUACGUUUUCCUUGGGUGGGAGUAAUAGCUAUGCCAAGUCCAAGUCCAAGUCAAGGUCCGCAAGCGCAAGAGGAAAAAAGAAGGCCCGCCUUUCGGGUUCUCGGGUUCCAUCGUCCAAAAACUCGAGCAAGUUGCAUGAGAUCAACCAUCUUGGAGAAGACUUCAAUGAAGUGUUUACUGGGUUCAAUUCGUCUGCUGGUACGCAAAGGAGCUAUGCAGGGGAGUUAUGGGUUCAUAAACACAAGCCCCAUUCUCUGGAAGAGCUUGCUGUUCACAAAAAAAAGGUUGAAGAAGUUAAGAUGUGGUUUGAGAAAAGGUUAAAACCUUCUAAGGGUGUCUACAGCAGUAAUGUUCUUCUCAUCACUGGGCAAGCUGGAGUGGGAAAAUCUGCUGCAGUUCAUGUAAUUUCUUCUCACCUUGGAGCUACUCUGUGUGAAUGGAACACACCUACACCUGUAAUUUGGCAAGAGCAUCUACAUAAUUCUAGUUCAGGGACACAAUACACAUCCAAGUUGGAUGAAUUUGAAACAUAUGUUGAAAAAAUAAGGAGAUAUGGCUUGUUGUCAACUUUCUUGAAGGGGGAGUCAAAAGCACCCAUCAUAGUUUUAAUUGAUGAUCUUCCUGUGACAAAUAGCAAAGCUACUUUUGGGCGACUUCAAGAUUGCUUGCACCUGUUGGUGCGCUCAACUCAGAUUCCCACAGUUAUAGUGUUCACAGACUAUGGCAAUGCUGAUUCAGGAGACCAUGAUGCCCAAUGCUUGGAAAAGAUUCAGCUUUCUCUUCUGAGUGCUGGUGCCUGUAAGAUUGCAUUCAAUCCUAUCACAGCGAAUUCCAUCAAGAAAGUACUGUUUAGAAUUUGCCAACUUGAGCAGUGUGAUGUGGCAGCUGAACAUGUUGAUCUGAUUGCUAAAUCCUGUGGAGGUGACAUCAGACAUGCAAUCACAUCAUUGCAGUUCUUCUGUCUCAAGCAGAAUCAAGUACAUUCGUUGUUAUCCAGUAACUUUUUCUGUGUAUCGAAAGAGAAAGAAAAGGCUGUUACUUUAGAUGAUGGAUAUUCCUUGCACUUUAGCAGAGAUGAGACACUGUCUUUAUUUCAUGCAUUGGGCAAAUUUUUGCACAACAAAAGAGAGACUGAAUGUGCAACCAAAGAUGAGCACUCUGCGUUUCUUAUCCAAGAAAGAUUUGCAAGAUUACCCUUAAAAAUGGAUGCCCCGGAGAAGAUUCUUUGCCAUGCCCAUGUGCAGCCUGGUCCUGUUGCUGAUUUUCUGCAUGAAAAUGUGCUAGAUUUUAUGAAUGAGGAGGCAAUUGAUGAUGCGUGGGUGGUGUCUUCAUAUCUAGGUGAUUCUGACAUUCUUCUUGCUAAACUUCGAGGAAUGGUGUCGAGAUAUAAUGAGGCAGAGGGUGUUCUACCAUCAGCUGCUGCUUCGGUUGCUGUUCGUGGAGUAUUAUUUGGAAAUUCUCAUACACUAUCUGCCAGGUGGCAUGCUGUGCGGGGACCCAGACUGUGGGGAGUGGAGAGGGAAUUAUUUUAUAACAAGAAUAAGAUCAUCAAACAGCGAGUUGCAGAUUUUGAAGGUUUGGUUUCUUGUAAUACAUCAGUUAUGGCCACAGAGUACACGCCUUUGUUAAAAUGGAUUGGAAAUAGGGCGUGCGGUGAAUAUCGUCAAUCUCCUCAGUUAUCAGUUCAUGAGUUAGAUAUGGAUCUCAUUGAUUUUGACCAAAUGGUCUUAGAUGACCAAAAUGACGAUGAGAUAGAAGACUGGUAGAGAUAUAUAAACAUAUUACAGGGUGCUAGUAAGUCCAAUGUCUCCACGCUUAUCCUAGUUUAUCUAUUAUUGAUCGAGGCACUUGUAAAUUUAUAAAUGUGGAAAAUUGAGGUGGGAGCGUUUCAGAUGGUUGCAGGAUUGGGAGCCUUCUGUGUAAAUUUUGUCAUCCCUACACCGGUACAUGCCCGCAAGAUGUUUCUUUAAUUACGUAUAGGUGUAUAUCUAUUGGAGAUAAUUCUGUUAUGAGAUGUUUUUGUACGUGUGGUGUUUUGGCGGGUAUAUUAGGGGGAGAAAGAUUAACUUGGAUUUUAUGUUGUGGUAUACUAGGCGAUUUAUGAUUUAAGUCAAUAUUUUAUAUGAAGAAGCUAACAUGCUUUAUUAA
Molecule: messenger RNA, 2395 nt
Organism: Prosopis cineraria
Lineage: Eukaryota; Viridiplantae; Streptophyta; Magnoliopsida; Fabales; Fabaceae
Product: cell cycle checkpoint protein RAD17
Exons: 12
Coding region: 187-2013 (608 amino acids)
Biological process (GO): DNA damage checkpoint signaling; DNA repair; mitotic DNA replication checkpoint signaling
Molecular function (GO): chromatin binding
Source: RefSeq, a predicted model, not a curated record